This is a messenger RNA of Mesitornis unicolor (brown roatelo), 1571 nucleotides long. RefSeq names its product heparan sulfate 2-O-sulfotransferase 1 (gene HS2ST1). Gene Ontology annotation, molecular function: heparan sulfate 2-sulfotransferase activity. Lineage: Eukaryota; Metazoa; Chordata; Aves; Mesitornithiformes; Mesitornithidae. The annotation marks the transcript as partial. Gene Ontology annotation, cellular component: membrane. The transcript has 6 exons. The record is from RefSeq and is a predicted model, not a curated record.
CUGGGCGAUGUUUACACUGCAGUUCUGUAUCUGUCAUCCCUAACAGAAAGGGCCAUUGCCAGGCACGAAGUCAGAGAAAUAGAGCAGCGUCACACAGCGGAUGGCCCCCGACAAGACGUGGCGCUGGAUGAGGAAGAUGACGUGGUGAUCAUUUACAACAGAGUUCCUAAGACUGCCAGCACGUCCUUCACAAAUAUCGCCUAUGAUCUGUGUGCAAGGAACAAGUAUCAUGUCCUCCACAUCAAUACAACCAAAAACAAUCCCGUCAUGUCUCUGCAAGACCAGGUCCGGUUUGUGAAGAACGUGACUUUGUGGAAGGAGAUGAAACCAGGAUUUUACCACGGACACAUUUCUUAUUUGGACUUUGCGAAAUUUGGCGUUAAAAAGAAACCAAUUUACAUCAAUGUGAUUCGAGAUCCUAUAGAGCGACUCGUGUCUUAUUAUUACUUUCUGCGCUUUGGAGAUGACUACAGACCAGGGCUGCGGAGGAGAAAACAGGGGGAUAAAAAGACCUUUGAUGAAUGUGUGGCAGCUGGGGGUUCAGACUGCGCUCCUGAGAAACUUUGGCUUCAAAUUCCCUUCUUCUGUGGCCACAGCUCCGAGUGCUGGAACGUGGGGAGCAGAUGGGCUUUGGAGCAAGCCAAAUACAAUCUGAUUAACGAAUACUUCCUAGUGGGAGUUACAGAAGAGCUUGAAGACUUCAUCAUGUUAUUGGAGGCAGCUUUGCCCCGCUUCUUCAGGGGUGCCACAGAACUGUACCGGACAGGAAAGAAGUCUCAUCUUAGGAAAACAACAGAGAAAAAACUUCCCACAAAAGAAACUAUUGCCAAGCUACAGCAGUCCGAGAUCUGGAAAAUGGAGAACGAGUUCUAUGAGUUUGCACUGGAGCAGUUUCAGUUUGUCAGAGCACACGCGGUGCGGGAAAAGGAUGGAGAGUUGUACAUCCUGGCUCAGAACUUUUUCUAUGAAAAGAUCUACCCUAAAUCAAACUAAGGGCACCGCACGGUCAGAUUUACGGACCUGAACCUUUGGUCACAUCAUCAUCUUAGUCCUCAGCCGUGGAAACUAGAUCGUAGACCUCCAAGACGUUUCUUUCCAGAGCUGAGCGGAGUGGGCUGUGAUCUCCUCCAGGGCGUUGGGUUCUGACUCUGUUGGUAAUCCAGGAGCAAAGGCUUCAUUUCUUUUAUCUAACUAAUAUUUCAGUGGGAUCUCCUUUACCCGAAGAAACCUACACUUUAAUUCGGAGCAAUUAAUACACAGCAGUUCUAGUGAAAAUAUAAACACACGAAAAAUGCUUCUGUUGAUGCUCUUUUUAAUUCUCAGAGCAAUUUGUUUUCAUUUAUACUUCUGUGAAGAGGAAAUCAUUUUUCCCAGCUUUCAACAUGAAAAUUUCGGUUGUAUGCAAUAUGAGUAGUGUUAAUAACUGGUUGACAUCUGUGCUUUGUUUUUGUGAACCAUGUCACGUGGUAUUAAUUGGGAUGUUCAUCAUCAUCUGCUGAGAAACGCUGCUGCUGCUGAAAUUGCCCAUAUUUAUAUAUGUGGUUUUAUUAAAAAAUUACAACUAAUCUUAA